Molecule: messenger RNA, 807 nt
Organism: Helianthus annuus (common sunflower)
Lineage: Eukaryota; Viridiplantae; Streptophyta; Magnoliopsida; Asterales; Asteraceae
Exons: 1
Coding region: 1-807 (268 amino acids)
Source: RefSeq, a predicted model, not a curated record
AUGGCUAAUCACAUAUGGAGUAUUCUUAUGAGGAGGAAGUCUUUGUGGGUGGAUUGGGUUCAUGUUUACAGGUUAAAAGGAAAGAAUUUCUGGAUUGCUAAAAUUCCCUCUUCUUGUAGUUACUCGUGGCGUAAGCUUCUUCAUCUUCGUCCGUUUUUGAGGGAUUUCUUUUGGUUUGAUAUUGGUAAUGGGACUUUGGCCUCAGCUUGGUAUGAUAUGUGGAGUGACAUUGGGCCGCUUGGGGAGUUUAUUUCGCCUAGAGCUAUUUCAAAUGCAGGCUUCCGGUUAGAGGAUUCGGUUUCUGACAUUCAGGCCAAUGGAGAGUGGAAGUGGCCGGUUGCUUGGAGAGAUCUUUUUCCUGUUCUGAUUCAGCUAGAUCAUGUUCAUAUUAGGCCGAAUAAUCCUGAUAGAGUUAUGUGGCGUGAUGGUAAUAACACAAGUGUUUUCUCGUCUUCUGAGGCAUUGAAUUCGGUUCGUUAUAAAGAAACGGAGAUAGAUUGGAGCACUAUUGUCUGGUUUAACCAAUGCAUCCCGAGGCAUGCAUUUUUAAUGUGGCUGAUUAUGAGAGGUAAACUACUCACGCAGGAUAAGAUUCUAAAGUGGGAUAUCUCUCGAAGAAAGACUAUGAAUAUGAUGUGUUGUUUGCUUUGCUAUGCUAAUCAUGACUCUCAUAGCCAUUUGUUUUUUGAAUGUGAUUUCUCUUCGAAAGUUUGGCAUAUCGUGAGACAGAAAGUGGGCAUGAAUACGGUUCAACCUAAGUGGGAGGAUAUCAUCAAUUGGCUUCUUGCUCGAUCCAGUCAAAGUUAG